CCCACUUCCUAUUCGAGAAACCACAAUCACUGAACUCAGAGAAACCCAUCCAUACACAAAUUUCUAUAAGCAGAUUAGUGAUGGAGAUUCUAUCUAUCAAACACCUCAACUUUUCCUUAAUUCUCCUGUUAUCAUGAAGAACCUAAUCAUCAAGUACAUUUGUACAGUAAAUUUCAUCAAACCAGUCCCCUCUACCUUUCCCUGUUCCUGCACAUCGUAGCUCAAUUCGUGGUCAGUGAUUCGCAAUUGAAUGUAAUCUUGAUUGGGAUGACUCUUUCAAAUCACAUAAAGAGAUCUAAAUCCCUGUAGUAUCUUGACCAGUUACUUAUCACCAAUGUAGUAGAAUUUUCAUGUGGAUUUUUUACUGCAAAAUGCAACACAAGAGUUACUGAUACAAGGCAUUCAUCAUUUAGAGAGCCAAGAAUCAUAAACACCUUUGUUCCUAUUGUUGGAUGUCUAGUUCGUACACAUCUUUCCUUUGUUUGGAUUGUAAACUGGGGAGUGUGGAUUUCACUCCCCUUAUUAUUUGAUCGAUGUGGAUUGCAAGCCUUCGCUACUAAAUUUUGACUUGUUAGCUAGCCUUGUCAAAUUGUGACUUUGCAAGUCUUCCAAUCAACAAGUAUGCAAUAACGUGACUGUAAACUGUUACCAACAAACCAUCACUCCCACUCCUCUUUACCUUUCCUUCCUUGUUCAUAUUGUCACCCUACUCGUGUCCGGUUAUUCGUUGCCUUCCGGUAGAAAAUAUCACAGUCCAUGCCAUUGUGGCUAUUCCAACCUCAUACAAGAUCUCUAUAGUAAAAGAAACAUGGACGGGAGAUAUCAACUUUGAAUUUUCACCCUUUGGUGACACCUUAGAAUUAAGCACCAGCUUCCUCCUCCACAACUAGCCUAAUACCAUACACAACUUGCUGGUUAUCUCAUUUCGAAUUUAAAUACAUAUUUCCCUGUGCCGGCCGAUAGUUCACCCAGCUUCAUACCCAAACUUCAAGCGCUCCAAAGCUUUCUUCUCUGUCAAAGUUCGCUCCGUAUACUCUUCCAAGGGUCUUCUUCUAGGGAGCAAAGCUGUGGGGUUAAAAAAUCCGUCCAAGGGUUGACCGGGACAAUCCUCUCCUACAUCGAUCCGGGUGGGAGAUGAUCAACAAGCAACAUUGUUAACAAGAUGAAGCCAUGAAGCAAUCUUAAUUUGUAGCAGAAUCAUAGAUCUAUAGAAGGGUACGUGAAUAAUAUUAUGUAGUAAAUACGUGUAGUACAUUCUAUCAGUAACAUUUCAAUUCAAUCUCUAUUUUUUUCCAUCAAUUGGUAAGUUAGUGAUUUUGAACUCAUAAAAUUGUGAAAGUCUUGUGCGUCUUUGUUGAAAUAUUCCAAUAUUCCAAGCUGUGUAAAUUCCAAUAUAGCUUCCUCCCAUUUAUGUUUGAUAAUGACUCGGGUCGUUUUUUAAAUGAAAGACUUUACAAGUCAUCGGCGCCAGUAUGUGUAGAAUUUGCUCAAUCUGCAGACCUCACACGAAAAACAUCAAUUUGCAGAGAAUAGUCUAGCAAGCUCGAUCAACACGCAUAAAGUAAAGGAAGACAGAUUCGUCAACCCCAUUGCUUUCAUAGUCUAGCAAAUCUUUGAUGAUCAUGCCCCACUCUUGCUACUCAAGAAAUUACAAUCAGUGGAAUCAGAGAAACCCAACCAUACACAGAUUUCUAGCAUGAAGAACCUAACCAACAAAUACCUUUGUACAGUAAAUUCCAUGAAACCCAUUAUUGGUCCUCUCUACCUUUCCCUGUUUCUGCACAUCAUCUCCCAACUCGUGGCCAGUGAUUCGCAACAUAUCUACACUCCGGUUGAAGAUAUCACUAUUGCCUGUGGCGAUUUCGGCACCCAAAUCAGUAAGUUUGAUAACCGAACUUGGAGCGGAGAUAUCAACUCAGAAAUCUUCCCCUUCGAACAAGACCAAGUUGGUAACAAUACAUCCCAAGUCAGAAAAGCACCAUCGUCGUCCUUCACAGGCAGAGUGCCGUACACCACCGCGAGGGUUUCUCACUCCAAACUCACUUACAGAUUUUCGUUAACUACGGGCCUGAAGUUCAUACGCUUGUAUUUCUACCAUGCUUCAUAUGCUGAUUUUGACCGCUCCAAAGCCCUGUUUUCCGUCGAAGCCGGCGGCUAUACCCUUUUCCAAGACUUCAAUGCUUCAGCCACUGUGGAUGCUUCUGGGGUGGAGACGAUAUAUAGAGAGUUCUGCUUGAACAUUAAUGAUGGGGAUCAGAGUCUAAACAUCACAUUCACUCCAAGCAAAGCCAAGCAGGCAUACGCCUUUAUCAAUGGAAUCGAAAUUGUGUCCAUGCCGACCUAUCUUUACUACACUGCACCUCAGAGCAAUGCGCCUUAUUAUAUAGGCGGGGGAGACAGAUUUCCUAUUGAGGAGAACACUGUUAUGGAGAUGGUUUACCGAAUCAACAUCGGUGGCAGCUCAGUCUCAUCCAAUCAAGAUACUGGAAUGUAUCGCAAUUGGGAUGGUGAGGAUGAGACCUACUUGGAUGAAUCAAUUAGAAAUCUAACUGUUUCACCGUCCAACCCAAGCAUUCAACUCAAGUUUGCCAGAAUACCUGAAUACAGUGCGCCGAAAGAAGUUUACCAAACAGGCCGCUUAAUUGACAAGAACAAGACAAACAACAAGAGCUACAAUCUCACCUGGGAAUUUCCUGUAGAUUCUAACCAUCCCUACCUGGUUAGGCUGCAUUUUUGUGAGCUUGAGCCCGAAAUUACCAAGAUUGGAGGGCGGACUUUUCUAAUUUACAUAGAUAAUCAAGCCACAGAUGAACCAGAGAUAGUCGAAUGGAGUGGUGGAAAUGGGAUACCAGUAUACAGAGACUACGUGGUGGUUUUGUCCAACCCAGAAAGGCAAAAGAAGGCAAGUCUUUUUAUCACACUGCAAGCAUUCCAACUGGAUUGGAUGAUUCAAUACAACAAUGCAAUCUUGAAUGGGCUUGAAAUCUUGAAACUGAUCGGCUCAAAAGGCCCUCAAGCCGGAAGCAGCACCAACCCAAAGGUGACACCGCUAAGCCCAAGAACUUCAAAGAGUUCAAGUCCUGUGCUUGCCAUCGCUGCUGGUGUAGUUUCCAGCAUAGUAGUAUUCUCUGCCCUUGGAUUCUUGAUUUUUAGGCAAAGAUGGAAAGACAAGGAGUCUGGCUCCAGCCACAGGACAAUGAAAUUAACAAUGACCCCCAGCUCUUCACCAUCUUAUAUGUGUCGUUACUUCUCACUGGCAGAGAUCAAAGCCGCCACCAAGAACUUCAAUCAUAAUUCCAUUAUUGGUGUUGGAGGAUUCGGCAAUGUGUACAAAGGAUGCAUUGAUGGUGGAGCGAAAGUCGUUGCAAUUAAACGACUGAAACCUGAAUCAUCCCAGGGUGCCGACGAGUUCAAGACAGAAAUUGAGUUGCUCUCCCAACUUCGUCAUCGCCAUUUGGUUUCACUCAUUGGAUACUGUACUGAUAAAGGUGAGAUGAUCUUGGUAUAUGAUUACAUGGCCCGUGGAUCCCUACGUGAUCAUCUCUACCACACCAAUAACUCAACUCUUUCUUGGGAACAACGGCUUCAGAUUUGUAUUGGCACGGCUCAAGGGCUGCAGUACCUUCAUGGCGGUGCCAAGGGAACCAUCAUUCACCGUGACGUGAAGAGCACAAACAUCUUAUUGGAUGAGAAAUGGGUGGCCAAGGUUUCAGAUUUUGGGUUGUCAAAAAUGGGGAGCCCCAACAUGUCCAAGACCCACAUAAGCACGGUAGUGAAGGGCAGCUUUGGGUAUCUAGACCCAGAAUACUACCGCCGACAAAGAUUAACUGAGAAGUCCGAUGUGUAUUCAUUUGGUGUGGUUUUGUUUGAGGUACUAUGUGCAAGGCCGGCUGUGAUAACAGAGGAGAUGAGGCAAAUGAACUUAUCUGAGUGGGCCAAAAGCUGUCAUCACAAGGGGGAACUUGAUCAAAUCAUCGACCCAAGCUUAACAGGAAAGAUUGCAACCGAGAGCUUGAAUAAAUUUGUUGAGAUUGCAAUGAGCUGUGUGCAUGAAAAUGGUGUUGAAAGGCCGUCGAUGGAUGAUGUUCUUAGGGGGCUUGUGUUUGCGUUGCAGAUUCAUCAUAGCCCAGAGAAGGAUAUCAACUCCAUUGAAAGGAAGGUAGAAACUGAAUCAAGUAGGGGAGAACCAAGUUGUGCGACCAAAGAUUCCAUUACAUGUAUAUCUGGGACAAUCUUCUCUGAGAUCAACAAUCCAAGUGGGAGAAAUGACAUGCCAUACAUAUCUAGAAGUAGCUUUCCUCUGAAAACCUCUCCCUCUUUUUUCUUGCUAUUUACGAUGAAACCAAUUCUCACUCUACUCUACCUUUUCCUGUUUGUGUAUGUUGUCACCCUCUUGGUGGCCGGAGAUUUGCCAGCUACGUACAUUCCGGUGGAAAAUAUCACCCUUGCUUGUGGCACUAACGGGACUGUCACUGGCGCUUAUGGCACUUAUAAUUCAAGAAAUUGGAGUGGAGAUAUCAAUUCAAAAUUCUCGCCCAUUGGUAACAGCACCCAAGUCAUAAGUACUUCGUUGUGGUCGUUUCGCAACGAAACAGCGCGGCUUUCUUACUCGGAAUUUACUUACAGAUUCAAUCUAACUGCCGGGCAAAAGUUCAUUCGCUUGUACUUCGACGACCUAUAUUACUACACCAACAACUCCAACGCUCUCUUCUCUGUAAAAGCCGGUGACUUUACCCUUCUUGACAACUUCAAUGCUAGCACGUAUUACACAGAAUUCUGUUUGAACGUUGACGAAGAACAGAGUCUAAAGACUUUCAACAUCACAUUCAGUCCAAGCAAAGAUGCCUACGCGCUUAUCACAGCUAUUGAAAUCGUGUCGAUGCCAACCAGUCUUUACUACUCUGCACCCGAAAGCGAUGGGUUUCAGUACGUCGGAGGCAGCCAACUCAGGUAUCGCAUCGAAAACAGCACGGCUCUGCAGACGCUCUACAGACUAAACAUUGGCGACCCGGACCAAGACUCUGUAACCCAAAACAUUGGCGUCCAAUCCGAUGAAGACAUGUACCGCCAGUGGAAUUCUCACGAUGUUCGAUACUUGGAUGGUUUAAGUGAAACAAUCAGCGUGGAAUCAUACAACUCUACAAUCAUACAGCUCAAAUUUGUUAAAAUUCCUCAGUACUCAGCACCAGCAUAUGUUUACCUUACAGGCCGGUCCCUCGGGUUGACGAACUACAAUCUCACCUGGAGAUUUCCGGUAGAUUCUUCAUUUCAUUACCUUGUGAGGCUGCAUUUCUGUGAGUUUGAACCAAGUUUUACCCAGUCCGGGGACAGAAAGUUUCAAAUCAACAUAGACAACCAAACAGUGGAAGAAGGAGCGGACAUAAUCCAAUGGAGUGGUGGAACUGGGAUUCCAGUUUACAGAGACUACGUUGUGUACAUGUCUAGCCCUGAAAAUGAAAAGAGUGUAGAUCUCUCUCUCACUCUUGCAGCAGAUGAGAAGAGCUCAUAUAGUGAGGCAAUCCUGAAUGGGCUCGAAAUCUUCAAACUCCUUGACUCGAAUGUCUCAUAUGACGCCCCACGCAAUCCUGAUUCACCGCAAGUGAGAAGACCAAAAAAGUCGAGUGAGUCAACUCCUAUAGUUGCCAUUGUUGCUGGUGUAAUGUCCAGCAUAAUUGUGUUCUCAGUGAUCGGAUUCUUGGUCUUCAGGCGAGGAUGGAAAGCUAAGGACUCAAGAUCCAGCCAUAGGACAAAGAAGUCAAUGAAGGUCUAUAAGUCAUCUUUACCGACUUAUUUCUGUCGUCAUUUUCCACUGCCAGAGAUCAAAGUCGCCACUGAAAACUUCAAUGCUACUUCUAUUAUUGGAGUUGGAGGAUUUGGCAAUGUCUACAAAGGACGGGUUGAUGGCGAGGCAACCCUUGUCGCAGUCAAGAGGCUGAACCCGGAUUCAUCACAGGGUGCCCAUGAGUUUAAAACGGAAAUUGAAUUGCUCUCCCAAAUCCGUCAUCGCCAUUUGGUGUCUUUGAUUGGAUAUUGUAAUGAUAAAGGUGAGAUGAUCUUAGUGUAUGAUUACAUGGCACGUGGGACACUCAGGGACCAUCUCUACAACACUGACAACCCACCUCUUCCUUGGAAAGAACGGCUACAGAUUUGUAUUGGCGCAGCACGAGGGUUGCAGUACCUUCAUAGUGGUGCCAGGGGCACCAUCAUUCACCGUGACGUGAAGAGCACUAACAUCUUAUUGGAUGAAAACUGGGUGGCCAAGGUUUCAGAUUUUGGGCUGUCAAAAGGCACGAAUGACAUGUCCAAAACCCACAUCAGCACUCUGGUGAAAGGCAGUUUCGGGUAUCUGGACCCAGAAUACUUCCGAACACAACAUCUGACUCCUCAAUCAGACGUCUACUCAUUCGGUGUAGUGUUGUGUGAAGUAUUGUGUGCGAGGCCAGCUGUGAUACAUACGGAGGAAAUUAGGCAAGCAAGCCUGGCUGAGUGGGUCAAGAGCUGUCAUCAAAAUGGGGAAAUUGAUCAAAUCAUUGAUCCAAUUUUGAGAGGUAACAUCACAGCCGAGUGCCUGAAUAAGUUUACUGAGGUAGCUAUCAGUUGCAUGCAUGAUAAUGGAACAGAACGGCCGUCCAUGACUGAUGUUGUUAGGGGGCUUGAGCUUGCCUUGCAGCUUCAGCAGAGUGCAGAAGGGAAUAUCAACUGCAUUGAAAGGAAUGUCGAAACUGAAACAAGCAGUAGUGAGAAAAGUUGUGCCACCAACGAUUCCAUUAAAUGCAUAUCCGCGACAAUCUUCUCUGAGAUUAACAACCCAAGUGGGAGAUGAUGAGCAUCAAUUCAAAGCAAUGAGAGCAAUCUGGACAGAAUCAUACCAGGCAAGUAUUAUCACAUUAAGUAUUUCAACUGGAUUUGCUAGGAAAAACAAUAGAAUGCAAAAUUACUUGCAGUCCCAGCACAUUACACUUGAUUCUAUAUCCCUAUGGUAGUCCUAGCAUUACUUUUCAUCAAUGUACUAUAUAGUUUAUGAAGCUUAUUACUGUUGAAUGCAACAGAAGAGUUGCUCAUGAUAAAAGAAAGUCAUCAUUUGGAAUGUAAAGAAUGAUAAUACAUUUGUGAUGACAUGACUCU
Molecule: messenger RNA, 7125 nt
Organism: Rosa rugosa (rugosa rose)
Lineage: Eukaryota; Viridiplantae; Streptophyta; Magnoliopsida; Rosales; Rosaceae
Exons: 2
Coding region: 1697-6823 (1708 amino acids)
Biological process (GO): protein autophosphorylation
Cellular component (GO): plasmodesma; plasma membrane
Molecular function (GO): transmembrane receptor protein tyrosine kinase activity; ATP binding
Source: RefSeq, a predicted model, not a curated record